Populus nigra (black poplar) is the source of this 3343-nucleotide messenger RNA. Its product is annotated as endoglucanase CX-like. Gene Ontology annotation, biological process: carbohydrate metabolic process. The record is from RefSeq and is a predicted model, not a curated record. NCBI's taxonomy places the organism in Eukaryota, Viridiplantae, Streptophyta, Magnoliopsida, Malpighiales, Salicaceae. Gene Ontology annotation, molecular function: hydrolase activity, hydrolyzing O-glycosyl compounds. The transcript has 8 exons. The coding region runs from base 1690 to 3174 and encodes 494 amino acids.
CAUAUUUAGCUCAUGAUCAAAUAGGACACAACAGCCAACCACACCCUCCUCUAACCUUCACACAUCCUUCCUUCUGAAAUUCCCAACAUUAAUAUAGACGAAAAAGAAAUAAAACUCAUAAGAACAUUAGUGAAAAUCCAAGAAUUAAACUCACCACAGAGCUUUGAGAAUAGUGGACGUGUAGGAAUGUGCUUGAACAUGUGCAGGAUUCCUGCUCAAGACUUCUUCGCUAAUGAAUUUGGGCUUCCAUUAACUAUGAUUCCUGAUCUUGAAGACAUGGGUUUCGAAAUGGUUUAUGGACAAGUUCCACCCCCAUUUGAAGAGGAUCCAGUAGAAAACAGCCUAGCCUUGCAGAUAUUCUGUUGAUCACGUAGUUUCUAACAGAAGAUCUUGAAUGAAUGAAGGCAAACGCUAACAAGCUAAGUGUUCACAAUAAUUACAUAGCGAAGAAUAAAAGUACAGGUUGAUUUGAAUACUCUUAGCAAAUAUUUUAAGAAAACCUCUCGCUUUUAUCCACUUUGACAAAGCUAAUUAUGGUACGAUUUAGUGUUUCUGCACCUUUCCCUUUCUUUUUUAUACUUUACAUGGUUUCCAUGUGAAUCUUCAAUCGGUGCCUCAAACGUUUUCUGGAACCAACAUUUAGUUUCGAGCAACAGCAGUUACUCGAAGAAUGUUUUCUCUUUAUCUAAAGAUGACCCUCGAGCACACAAAUUACUAACUCAAAAAGUUUUCCUCUGAACGAGUCCAAUCUUUAGGCUCCUGUCAUAUCAGGACUUCACAAAUCAAGCCGCUAAUAUUGCAAAAAACAUGGUAAUUCCUACCCGCAAUAUUGUAAAAUCUUUGACCAACUAUGUUAAAUUUUGAUCAUAAAUAAUUUUUUUUUAUGUUUUUGAAUUAUUUUAAUAUAUUGAUGUUAAAAAUAAAUUUUAAAAAAUAAAAAAACUACUAUAAAAUAUUUUUAAAUAAAAAAACACUUGGAAAAUCAAUAUUCACCCCACUCUAACCAGACAGUAAGGCGAAUCAGAUCAGUUAUGGAAUUAUUGUUGGACUAGAUUGACCUUUAACUAAUAAAAUUGUUCAUACAGAUGGCUGGAAACCAACCCGUGUGUGAUAACUGAUAAGCCUCACCUUGGCUCUGUUGAGUCUCAUGUGAUUUUGACUCAAUACGUAUCCGUGACUUCAUUGCUAAAGACAAGAUACAUGUCCACCAAAAUCCAGUACCACACUCCACCCUCCAGCCAUUAAUUACGGUAUCCAAGGUCACAAAAAUCCGAGCAGUCUGUAAGACCUUGGCAUGAUUUAUAUUUAUCUACUCUCUUCUUCUAGAUAACCCCACUAUUUUAAUGCACGAGAACUAUCAUUUAAGGUAUGAAAUAUGAAUUUUUGCCUUUUGUUGUGUUCUUUUGAAUAUCAUGUCAACGACUUUCAGGUUUACUGUAUUAAGCAUUUUGGAUAAGUUUUGCGUAUGCUGUUGUCUCUACAGCAAAAUGUCCAAAUUUUGCGCAGUUGAUCCCGUGACUAGCAUGAAUCUCUCUCUUAACGACCAACGAACUCUCAAAUUAACUUCCUGCAACUCCUGUCUAUAAAAUGGCAACUCCUCUUCAAUAUAGCUCAGACCCACAAGCUCUAGAAUCCUAUACAUCGCAGUAAGUAUAGCACAGACUCAAUAGUGUGGAGCCUUGUGGGAAAAUGGCUAUUGCUACUGCAUUUUCACUGAAGUUGCAGAUUUUGUUCAUUAUUUUUUGUUGUCGUAGCUAUUUCAGCACUGCCUUUACUUCUCAAGAUUAUGCUGAUGCUCUUGAAAUAUCCAUCCUCUUCUUUGAGGGUCAGAGAUCAGGAAAACUGCCAGUGAACCAACGGCUAACAUGGAGGGGGGACUCUGGGUUGUCUGAUGGCUCUGCUUAUCACGUGAACCUAGUUGGUGGAUACUACGAUGCAGGUGAUAAUGUCAAGUUUGGCCUUCCAAUGGCCUUCACCACUACAUUGUUGGCAUGGAGUGUCAUUGAAUUCGGUAGCUCGAUGCAGAAUCAGAUUACGAAUGCCGAAGCAGCCAUUCGAUGGAGCACUGACUACCUUUUAAAAGCGGCCACUGCCACCCCUGACACACUAUAUGUUCAAGUUGGAGAUCCGAACAUGGAUCACCGGUGCUGGGAGAGGCCAGAAGACAUGGACACACCACGCAAUGUGUACAAAGUAACCACGCAGAACCCAGGAUCCGACGUGGCUGCUGAGACAGCUGCUGCCUUGGCUGCAGCUUCAAUUGUGUUCAAAGAGUCUGACCCUUCUUACUCCACCGAAUUGCUUCACGCAGCAAUGAAAGUAUUCAAUUUUGCAGACAGGUAUAGAGGAUCUUACAGCGACUCUCUCAAUUCCGCAGUCUGCCCAUUUUACUGCUCGUACUCUGGAUACCAAGAUGAGCUUCUCUGGGGUGCAUCGUGGCUUCAUAAAGCCUCGCUGAAUGGAACAUACUUGGCUUACAUCCAGUCAAAUGGUCACACAAUGGGUUCCGAUGAUGAUGACUACUCCUUUAGUUGGGAUGACAAGCGACCCGGGACUAAGAUUCUCCUUUCCAAGGAAUUCUUGGAGAGAACUACUGAAGAAUUUCAGUUAUAUAAAUCGCAUUCAGACAACUACAUAUGCUCUCUAAUUCCAGGCACUUCUAGUUUCCAGGCCCAAUACACUCCUGGGGGGCUUUUUUAUAAAGCAACCGAAAGCAAUUUGCAAUAUGUAACCUCCACAACUUUCCUUCUAUUGACGUAUGCUAAGUAUCUUGGCUCAAAUGGAGGAGUUGCCAAAUGCGGUGGUUCAACCGUGACAGCUGAGUCACUCAUCGCUCAGGCGAAGAAGCAAGUGGACUAUAUCUUAGGUGAUAAUCCAGCAAAGAUGUCUUACAUGGUUGGAUUCGGUAACAAGUAUCCACAACAUGUGCAUCACAGGGGUUCCUCGGUGCCAUCUAUACAUGCACACCCGAACCGCAUUUCCUGUAACGAUGGGUUUCAGUACCUCUACUCCAGCUCUCCCAAUCCGAAUGUCCUUGUUGGAGCCAUAGUAGGCGGUCCUGAUAACAGAGACCAUUUCGCUGAUGAUCGAAACAGCUAUCAGCAAUCCGAGCCAGCUACAUAUAUCAAUGCACCAUUUGUUGGCGCUCUUGCUUUCUUCUCAGCCAAAAACUAAUAGCAGUUCUAUUAUCCACAUAUUAGUAGUAUCUAUAGAUGUAAUGUCGGAAAAGACAUUCUCACAAGAAAGCUGUUAGAGAGAAAUUUAGUGUAUUUGAGAUGUGGUAUCAUGCUUGUCAGUUCAGUUCCGGAACAUACCGAAUUGAAUCCUAGAUUUGGCCAUAUAA